Durio zibethinus is the source of this 598-nucleotide messenger RNA. The record is from RefSeq and is a predicted model, not a curated record. Lineage: Eukaryota; Viridiplantae; Streptophyta; Magnoliopsida; Malvales; Malvaceae.
UUUCAAGCUCACCAUUUGACUAAUGCGAAGAGAAUUGCAAUAGAUAAGAAGCUCAUUUCUAGGCAUUAGAAGGUGGAGAGUUAGUUUUAAUAAAGUCUGUAGCAUGCCAAAACAUUUGAGUCACUUUGUUCACUUGGUUAACUUGUUCAAGAUCGAUGUUGUGUAGGAGGAAGACUGUUAAGUGUUUUGAAGAGUCACUGAGCAAUGAAGAUAACAACGCUAAGGAGAAGAUCACAGCCCCAACCAACAACGGAAAAGGAGAUAAAAAAAAUAAUGAAAUUCGUGUGGGAAUAAAGGACUGGUGGACAAAGAGCAAGUAUGCGUACUUAAACCAACCAGCUGUUGAAUCCAUGGGCGAUCCAAGCGAGGAGCAUCCACUUAUUUUCCAAUUUUUUUUAAUUAUAAACCUGCUCCUUUAUAUCCUACAUCACUUGGUGUCUUUUAGACCAUUGGGAUAGGGGAGCUUUUUCAACUUUCGAUUGAUUGCAUUACCUACCAUGCAUUGAUUUGUAUGUGUCAUUGAGAGUUCUUUUCAUUUAUUUAAGUGUGCUUGCAAAUAAGUAUGGUUAGUAUUACUUCAUUCUGUUAUGAGAAAACC